AUGGAGCCCUCUGCCAGGCAUUUUGCUGUUGUAUUUCUCCUGCUUGGACUAGUCAGCGCCUCCAGCCAGAAUAACAUCAUCACAUGGUGUACAGUGACUGAUGCAGAGGAGCAGAAAUGUCUGGAUCUGGCAGGGAACGCUGCAGCCAGGAGCCUCCGUGGAAAACUACAGUGCACGCGGGGCCUGAGCCCUACCGACUGCAUGCUCAAAAUCAAGAAUGGCUCAGCAGACGCUGCUUCCAUGUACCCUGACGAGAUCUACACCGCUGGAUUCUGCUACGGACUUGAAGUGGCUGCAGGCGAGUCCUUCAAUGGCGAGGAUGGCAUCAACUACUACGUGGUUGCCCUGGCGCGACGUUCCUCCAGUGACCUGUCUCUGCUGGAGAUGCACGAGCGCAGCUCCUGCCACCCUGGCAUCCGCACCACGGUGGGCUGGACCGUGCCCAUCGGCUUCCUGGUCAACACAUCGCAGAUCAGCGUGGACGAGCAGUGCAACCUCCCCCACGCGGUGGGGGAUUUCUUCGGGUACAGCUGCGUUCCGGGAGUGAAGGACCCAGAGCACGAUCCCAGGGGGAACAAUCCCAAGAACCUUUGCGAGGCGUGCAUUGGAGAUGAGAAUGACCGACACAUCUGUGCCAACAACCCUCGGGAGCGCCACUUUGGGGAGGCUGGGGCACUCAGAUGUGUGGCAGAGAAUCUUGGGGACGUGGCCUUUGUCAAGCACACUACAGUCUUUGAUAACAUGUAUGGCAGAAACCAGGAGUCCUGGGCCUUAGACCUGGAGUUGGAGGACUUGAAGCUGCUGUGCCCAGAUGGCGGCGAGGCCUCUCCGUUUGAGCACAAGCUGUGCCACCUGGCCGUGGUGCCCACCAACGCAGUGGUGGUGCGCCCAGAGGACAAGUGCCGCGUCUACAAGUUCCUGGAGCGAGCGCAGAAUGCCUUUGGCAAUGCCACACAGGGUUUCUCUCUGUUCAGCUCGGCGGCGUACGGAGCGGCGAACGUGCUGUUCAGCGACGCCACCCAGAAGCUUCUGCGGGUGGUGGGCAGCUACACGUCAUGGCUGGGCCCCAGCUACACCAUGGCGCUGCAGGCGUUUGAGUGUGAAGGUAAGUGCAUGAAAGUGCAUUACGCUGUCUGCAAGUCCCAGUGUCCUAGGAAAGUGUGGUGUGUGAAGUCGGCUGUGACCUGUGAUGUGAGCGCCGCCGCCUGCCUGUCAAAGGGGCUCUUGUUGUGGCUCCCCAUCACGGCGUCCGUGGGUGGCCUGGCCAGGCCAGAGGGGCACAGGGUGGGGCAGGGAGGCCGUCACAUGUGCACGGAGCUGGGGAGGCUCAAGAGACUGUGA
Molecule: messenger RNA, 1341 nt
Organism: Sardina pilchardus (European sardine)
Lineage: Eukaryota; Metazoa; Chordata; Actinopteri; Clupeiformes; Clupeidae
Gene: otomp
Product: otolith matrix protein
Exons: 10
Coding region: 1-1341 (446 amino acids)
Biological process (GO): iron ion transport
Cellular component (GO): recycling endosome; plasma membrane; early endosome
Source: RefSeq, a predicted model, not a curated record